AUUCCUAUGUUAAGAUGGCGGCACAGUGUCGUUGCUACAGUAAAUUUUAAAAUAAGAAAGUCUGAAUGGAAGGUUUGUAAUUCAUUUAUGGCAAUAUUUUUUAGCUUAUCUUUCAACUGCAAUAAUAAAUCACCAUAUAAUUUUAUUUUUUUAAAAAAGCAUAUUCUUUAUUCACUGAUAUAAAUUUUUCUUCAAAUCGAAAAAACUUUAGAAUUUUUAAAGAAUUUUUGAUAAAUUUCUAAACAGAUUUGCAAGUAUCUAUGAGAAAUUGCAAGGAAAUUUGGCUGAGCGGAUCUAAUACGUAAGUUUAUAUUUGUUUAUUAACCUCUCGAGUCAUGGCAGUCUAGCCUAUUGAAUGUCUACAUAAAACCGUUACAGACUGCCUUCCAAUGUUGAAUUUUGAUUAUAGUAAGAUUUCAACUUCAAAUUAUUUCAGUAACCUACUUAACAAAGAAAAUAGUUAGAAGAUUUUUUUCAAUAACUAAAGAAUAUCAUAAGCAAUGUUAUACUAUCUCCUAUGAAACUUACUUAACCGUUAUUAACACUUGUCAUUCUCAUUCUUCUCUAAUUUUUGCCCUCUCAGAUUGACCUUAUUACAAUUCUUCGACGAAUUGCUUGAAAGCUUGAAUCUAACAACGAAAACAAAAUAGCAAAACAAAACAAUGAAUCCCGUUCAGAUAACUGCUAAUAACUUUCAAGUACGACCCCAUGUACAUUUAAUGGAAUAUCCUGAGAAUCAGGGAAGUUUGUUGAAUCCUGAUCCCAUUAUUACUGAUGAUAAUCAAUUGAUGAUGAUUCAAUAUCUUUCUCCAAGGAGACUGAGAGAUCUUACUGGAAAGGACGAUCUUGAAGAUAUAAUCAGUUUUGAAGCUAAGGUUGAUUCCAGAGAGGGGAGUCUGGGUAAUUUCGGUGCCCACCUUCCAAACUUACAGUAUUUACACCUGAAUGAUAGCCAUGUGGAACAGAUUCGGGAUUUAGGCUCCUCAUUAAAUAAUGUGAAGGUGCUAUGGAUGAAUAGAAGUUGGCUUUGGGAUGUCGACGGCGUUUCAACAAUGAUAAAUAUUACCGAAAUGUAUCUUGCUUAUAAUGAAAUAAGCGAAUUAGGACCUUUUAGUAUGUUGGAAAAUCUCAACCUUUUAGAUUUGGAAGGCAAUAACGUUGAUUGUUUGUAUCAAGUGGAGCAUUUAGGAAUAUGCCCAAAUUUAGAAACACUCACUUUGGAUAACAACCCGGUUUGUAAAGAGCCAGCACCAAAUGAAAAAUCAGUCAAUUACGAUUAUCGCGCUAGAAUUAUCCAAUGUAUAACUCAAUUAAAAGUAUUAGAUGGCAAAAGCUUAAAAGACUAUCCUUCGAGUAAAAAUGUGCCAACAAACGUGUUUGAAGCUGAUUGGGAAUAUAUUAAUCAAUUAAAGGAAGAAGGAUUUACAUCCGAAGAAUCCGAAAGUAAUUUAACAGAUACUUCAAGACCUUCCUCCUCUCUACCAAGUUCUGGUCGUUUAAAUACGUCAUAUAGGCCUGGAUCUGCACUGAAACCGUCCACUCCUCAAACCCGUCCAAAGACUGCUAGUCGGCCUUCGACGGCUUCCCGUUUCGAUUUAGAAGAAGUAGCUGACGAUUAUCAUAGUGAUUUAACAAAGGGAGCUCUAGUUUAUGGAAACUUAUCUACUGCACUUCGCCGUCGAUCUAAGGCUUUGCAAGAUAUGAAGAAGAAGCCUCUAAAUUUCUCUAGUGCCCCCGAAAGAUCUACACCUAAUUCAGAGUCGAAUGCCGAAGCAGAUCAGCUAUCUGAAGAGAUAGACAGUUGGAGAAUAGAGCAUAAAAAGAGAAUGCAAUUGAUUGAGGAAGCCAGUGCUCCUCAGAUACUUCGCAUUGAAGAUAGAGGACUUGAUGAAGAAGCAGAAGUAUUGUCAAGCGAUACUGUUGAAUCUAAUGACGAAGAGUCUAUAGAAGAGCCUAAGCCACCAGUUACUCCGCCUAAAAAUAAUUCCAUCUCCUUUUCAAUACAGUCUCGUCGAAAAUUUAAAUUGCGUCCCCUCCAGACAUCUUCGUCUUUAGAUGGAAAGAAAUCAGUAUUCACCAGUCCGUCCAGUCCGGAAACAAGUACCCUUUCCAGACUAAGACAGAAUUCAAAUAUACCAUCUCUUCCGUCCAAACCAAUUGUUAAAAGACCACCUUCGUCCAAUCAUCUUUGA
This is a messenger RNA of Dimorphilus gyrociliatus, 2192 nucleotides long. The record is from the annotation of a GenBank genome assembly. NCBI's taxonomy places the organism in Eukaryota, Metazoa, Annelida, Polychaeta, Dinophilidae.